Electrophorus electricus (electric eel) is the source of this 1896-nucleotide messenger RNA. Its product is annotated as 5-hydroxytryptamine receptor 1B. Gene Ontology annotation, cellular component: plasma membrane. Gene Ontology annotation, molecular function: G protein-coupled serotonin receptor activity. Gene Ontology annotation, biological process: regulation of behavior; bone remodeling; positive regulation of MAPK cascade. The record is from RefSeq and is a predicted model, not a curated record. NCBI's taxonomy places the organism in Eukaryota, Metazoa, Chordata, Actinopteri, Gymnotiformes, Gymnotidae.
ACGAAAAAAACCCACAGAGGAUAGACAUUUAAACGUAAUGCCUGACGCGUAGAAACGAACUUCUAUAUCUGCGUUGGCAACGGUGGAUGAUGGAGCGAUCCAGUCAGUUCAAACCAACAACUGUCAUAUAUGGGGAGCUGUUAAACAUUUCAUCCAAUUACACCGAUUCAAAUUACACGGACAAAACAGAAGAAAGUGAUGGAAACCUCGUUGUCCAAGCGACUGUGGCCAUAUUAUUGUCUCUGUUAACAUGUGCGACUACAUUAUCAAAUGCAUUUGUCAUUGCCACAAUUUAUCAGUCAAGAAAACUGCACACUCCUGCAAACUUGCUGAUAGCAUCCCUUGCUGUCACAGAUCUCCUCGUGUCUGUUCUGGUGAUGCCUAUAAGCAUUCUAUACACGGUAAGUCACACCUGGACACUGGGACAGGUCAUGUGUGAUAUAUGGUUGUCGUCGGACAUAACAUGUUGCACCGCGUCCAUUCUGCAUCUGUGCGUAAUUGCACUGGACCGCUACUGGGCUAUAACGGACGCUGUCGAAUAUUCCAAAAAGCGCACUCGUUCGCGCGCGGCCGGCAUGAUUGCCAUUGCCUGGGUAAUCGCCAUUUCCAUCUCUUUGCCGCCUUUUUUCUGGCGUCAAGUGAAAGCGGAGGAGGUUACGAGCUGUAACGUGAAUACUGAUCACAUUUUCUAUACUAUUUAUUCAACCUUCGGAGCAUUCUAUAUCCCCACGUUACUUCUGAUCGCACUAUACGGCAGGAUCUAUGUAGAAGCCCGAAAGAGAAUUUUGAAACAGUCCCCCAAAAAAACUGGGAAGAGACUUACUUCUGCACACCUCAUUACAAAUUCACCUGGCUCCGUGGCAUCGACAACUUCUUUAAAUUAUGGAACGAACGAAACGUCCUCUUGCGAUGCAGUGGUCUCAGCAAACAACCAGGUGAAAGUUACGGUGUCCGAUGCGCUUUUGGAGAAGAAGAGAAUAUCAGCUGCCAGAGAGAGAAAGGCAACAAAAACUUUGGGGAUUAUAUUGGGCGCUUACAUUAUAUGCUGGCUCCCGUUCUUUAUAUAUACGCUUUUAGUGCCUAUUUGUACAACUUGCACUUUUUAUCCGGAACUGUUUGAUAUAUUCACUUGGCUGGGCUACUUAAACUCGCUGAUAAACCCCAUAAUUUAUACAAUGUCUAACGAAGACUUCAAACAAGCAUUCCAUAAACUCAUACGCUUUAACUGCUGCAGGUCUUGAACUAGUGCUGCAUCCCAAAAGCUUGGUAAAAUACGUGAUGGGUCAUUAUGAUGUUAAAUCACUGUUAUGUAAGAUGGGAAUCAGAUGAUAUAAGGUUGCAAGGUGAAAUCAGCGGGAAAAAAAUGAAUAGCUCUUUAUCAGUGAACGCAUCAUUAUUAAAUUCCAUACUCAGAAUGGCACGUAAAUGCAAGGUCUAGAUUUGAAAAAAAAAAUUGAUUAACAUAACUCGGUGAAUACAAAUGGAUUAUCGGUUAUCAAAAUCUCGACUUUUCAAAUUUUACCACAUUUUCCGUGAAUUUUUAAAAGUCUCAGAAGUGCCCUUUAUUUUAAGUAAUUCGUAUUCUAGCAUAUGCGUCCAUACAGGAGAGCGUUAAAUUAGGCAAUAGCUGGACCGGAAAGCUAAAAUCUCAGCAUAAAGUCUCAAGAGAAAAAGUCUUAAUCAAAAGAGCAUAAUGUCUGAAAUGUGUAGUCGGGGAUUGAUGUUAUUUUUUUUUUGCCGUGAACUAGGACUGUUGUUCUAAAUGUGAUUUCACAGAAAAGACAUCUGAAAUAGCCUAUAAUUUUAAUUGCUCAAUUUCAAACGGCUCAGUUGUUGAGACAGUUCUACUAUUUCAUUCAAAUGAAUAUAACAAAAAAGCCAUUAAAUCUACUAUAU